Mesoplodon densirostris (Blainville's beaked whale) is the source of this 6043-nucleotide messenger RNA. RefSeq names its product iduronate 2-sulfatase (gene IDS). Lineage: Eukaryota; Metazoa; Chordata; Mammalia; Artiodactyla; Ziphiidae. The coding region runs from base 111 to 1745 and encodes 544 amino acids. The transcript has 9 exons. Gene Ontology annotation, molecular function: iduronate-2-sulfatase activity. The record is from RefSeq and is a predicted model, not a curated record.
CUCUGCGGCCGCGUCGGGCGGGGUCUCCGGGUUUGCGACGCGCGACAGGCGGCCCUGCCCUCCUGUCAAAACCUGUCAUCAUCGCCCCGGAGCGGCCGCGCCGGGGCAAGAUGCUGCCGCCUGGCGGGGGCCUGCUCUGGCUUGGCCUGGUCCUGGGCUCUGUCGGAUCCGCGGCGCUGGGCAACUCGGCCACAGAUGCUCUGAAUGUCCUUCUAAUCAUCGUGGAUGACCUACGCCCCUCCCUGGGUUGUUACGGGGACAAACUCAUAAGGUCCCCAAACGUGGACCAGCUGGCCUCCCACAGCCUCCUCUUCCAGAAUGCCUUUGCCCAGCAAGCCGUGUGCGCCCCGAGCCGCGUGUCCUUGCUCACCGGGAGGAGACCAGACACUACCCGCCUAUAUGACUUCAACUCCUACUGGAGGGCACACUCUGGAAACUUCUCCACCAUCCCCCAGUACUUCAAGGAGAAUGGCUACGUGACCAUGUCGGUUGGAAAAGUCUUUCAUCCUGGAGUAUCUUCCAAUCAUAGUGAUGAUUCUCCAUAUAGCUGGUCUAUUCCACCUUAUCAUCCCUCCUCUGAAAAGUAUGAAAACACCAAGACCUGUAGGGGACCAGACGGAGAACUCCAUGCCAACCUGCUGUGCCCUGUGGAUGUGGCAGAUGUGCCCGAGGGCACCCUGCCUGACAAGCAGAGCACCGAGCAAGCCAUACGGUUGUUGGGAAAGAUGAAAACAUCUGCCAGUCCUUUCUUCCUGGCUGUGGGCUAUCAUAAGCCGCACAUCCCCUUCAGAUACCCCAAGGAAUUUCAGAAGCUGUAUCCCUUGGAGAACAUCACCCUGGCUCCCGAUCCCCAGGUCCCUGCCGGCCUCCCUCCUGUGGCCUACAACCCCUGGAUGGAUGUCCGACAGCGGGAGGAUGUCCAAGCCUUAAACCUCAGCGUGCCCUACGGCCCGAUCCCCGCCAACUUUCAGCGGAAAAUCCGCCAGAGCUACUUUGCCUGUGUUUCGUAUUUGGAUACGCAGGUUGGCCACCUUUUGAGUGCUCUGGACGAUCUUCAGCUGGCCAGCAGCACGAUUGUGGCGCUCACCUCGGAUCACGGGUGGGCUCUAGGCGAACACGGAGAAUGGGCCAAAUACAGCAAUUUUGACGUCACUACUCGCGUGCCCUUGAUGUUCUACGUUCCAGGAAGGACGGCUCCACUUCCGGCGGCAGGCGACAAGCUUUUCCCAUACCUCGACCCCUUUGAUUCCAUCUCAGAAUCAGUGGAGCCAGGCCGGCAAGUCGGGGACCUCGUGGAACUGCUCUCUCUCUUCCCCACGCUCGCGGGACUGGCAGGGCUGCGCGUCCCUCCUCACUGCCCCAUCCCCUCGUUUCACGUGGAGCUGUGCCGAGAAGGCCGGAACCUUCUGAAGCAUUUUCAGGUCCGUGACUCGGAAGAGGAACCAUACAUCCGUGGCAAUCCCCGUGAGUUGGUGGCCUAUAGCCAGUACCCCCGGCCUGCAGACUCUCCUCAGUGGAAUUCUGACAAGCCGAGUUUAAAAGAUAUAAAGGUCAUGGGCUAUUCCAUACGCACAGUAGACUAUAGGUAUACUGUGUGGGUUGGCUUCAAUCCCCGGAAAUUUCUGGCUAACUUUUCAGACGUCCAUGCAGGGGAACUGUAUUUUGUAGCUUCUGACCCUUGGCAGGAUCACAAUAUGUAUAAUGACUCCCAAGGUGGAGCCCUUCCCCGAUCGUUGAUGCCUUGAGUUUUGCCAACCGCAGAGGGCAUAUAUAACACUCUCCUGUCCAGCUGGUGAGAGAAGGAAUUACACUGGUUAUUUCGUGAUUACCUGUAAUAUUGGAAGCAACCCCAGGGGUAGGAAGUCAAAACAGGCGUCAACAAUUUGGCCUAAGAAUAUGUAACAGCCGAAACUUUUGAUUUGUCUUUAUAAUUGGUAAUUGGACUGGGCUGAACCUCUUCUUUCCUUUUUUUUGGAACAGUCAUAGCUUAUUUGUUGAAUUAAUAAGUACAGAGUGAGCAAACUAAAAUUGUCAUAACUUUAGCUAUCAAGAUCAUAAUAACUGAACAUAACACUGUACUCAAGGAAUACUUUACGUAUUUGUGAAAUUUAGUGCAUCUCAAAACGUAACUACAUGUCAAAUUAGGUUUGAAACAAAGUUCCUAGUUCUUUUGUUUAUAAUUUAAUAAUAUAUCUUAUUUAGCCCAAUAUAUUCAAAAUAUAUCAACAUGUAAUCUAGGUUUCUUUUUAAAAAGUAAAGUUAAAUAAUAUUGCUAGAUGCCAAUGCCUUAAAGUCUAGCUUCAGUUUUUCUAAGAUUGCAAAUUUUCAAAUCCAAAAAUAAAAUACGCAUGAAGUGAUUAAUAUGGAAUUUCUACAUCAAAUAAUAAAUAAUGCUCACUAAACUAGAGGCAUGAGAUGUAUGAGAAAUUUGGUUAAAAUUUUUCAGAGACUUUCUGGCCCAAAUAAUAAUUUGUUAGCAAGUAAUAUGACCUUUGAACCCAAAGGCAUCUAUUAAAAGGCAUCUUUAUUCACAGUGGAAAAUAGUUACAGGCAUAAGUGUAUCCAUGAAUUGAGUCAUUCAAAACCAUUAGUGUUCUCCUUCUCUAGAGAUGGCUGGUUGCAAACAUCCAUUUAUCCAGGAGACAGGAAAUAGUCUACUUGUUAAGUGCUGGUUAAAGACAACAUUAAUUUUAUUAAAUUCUAAAUUAUUUUGAGAACUGUGAAAACUUUUCAUUAAUAUAAUAUUAGGUGAUUUCUAAUCCCCCAGAAUGUGGUUCUAUAUUCCCUAAAUAUGAAAGUAACCAGAAAGGUAGGUGGUAGUAAUAAGCUUAGCCUAGGUCAUCUUUAAAAUGAUGGAAUAUUCACAGGUCAUAUUCACAACACGUUGAAGUUGAUUAAUUAUCAGUAGUCACCAGAAGAGGCAAGCACUCUCUUAAUAAACAUCUAAUGUAGUCCUGUAUCAAAGUAGCUUUCAGUAAUUCUUUGUUUACAAGUGCUGCUUUGGUAUUUAAAUAUUUGUGAAACCAAGUAUGGCAAAUUAAGUUACUGCACUGUGUUAAAUUGUAAACAAAAAGGCAAGAUAUUAUAAGAUUACUUCAAAUCAGUAAAAUUUCAAAUACAGAUUUUUUUUUUUUUUUACUGAUUAGCCUACAGUGGAGGCAUAUAUGGUAACACAGCAAUCUUCUAAGCAAUUAAGUGACUUAGUGUUCUGGCAACAAUUUCUGCUUGAGGAGUGGAGGGCCCUAUUCCUCUCUCCUGAUCCCGAAGCCCGAGUCUCUUCUGGGAAGCCUCAGCUUUGUAGAUGGUUUCCUUCAGCCUUUUCUUUCUCCUUCUUCAUCCUAUCUUCUUUAUCACUCACAUGACUUCCACUAAGAAUUUUACAAUCUGGUCAAAUUCCUCAUGAUGUAUUUUCAUCGUAUUUAGCUUCAUCUCCUACUGCACGGUUACAACGAGAAGUUUUCACCCAGGCUUUUAUUUUGCAUUCAUGGUUGACUAUUACAUGUACACUUCAUCAUUUUUUUCUCUCUUUAUUUCUUGAAGCACAGUUUUAGUAUCAAAAAUCUCCAAAUUCUACUCUUGCUGAAGGCGUAAUUUGAACCGUGCCAAAGAGAGCAAAGUGACAUGCAUUCUGGCCAUCACUCACCCACGUGACCGCAGCCACAGCCGGGGCUGGGUCUGCUUUGGGGGUGUUUCGCGUGUAGAUCUGCCUCUGCUGGAAGUGCUUCUGUGUCCUCUUUUCUCCGUGAGGGCGUAGCCUCAGAAUGCUCCUUAGGUUUUCGCUUUUCUUGGCCUCCAUUUAGAAGCGUGGCUGCAUUUCACGUUCAGGGGCGUGCUCUUCUAAAGGCUGCAUUUCACGUUCAGGGGCGUGCUCUUCUAGAUCGUCUCACGGGCGAUGGUCGCUUUUUGUGUUUUUGACACUGAACCCAAUUUAGAGCCACUUGUGCAUGUCUGCAGCGUUCAUUGGGAUGAGCGGCUGCUCUCUGGCUUUCACACUUCAAAGCCAACCACAUUCCUCAUCUUGAAUCAGCUUUGAGAAACCACAUCUUCGUUGCAUCACGUAACUUUUCUCUGAUCCUGCUGAGCUGGACACGUUUUAUUAAUGGUUCUUGAGUCACUCUUUGUAGACUUGAGCCAGGGGUUCUUUUAUGCAGUUUAGUUGAAACCCGGACCAGUGAUCUCAGAAAUUUUGAGUGGCCCUAAUUCAGUGGCUCAGAAACACAAGGGUGCAGCAGGAGCUCCUGUAUUUAUUUGCUUCUGCUUCAGGGUGUCUGGGCUGGGGCCUGAGAAUCUGCACUUCAGACACAUCACGCUGCUCCUCCAAAGAGCACACUUGAGCACCACUGCCCUUAAAUAUGUGCUGACCAGUAGCCACUAGGCGCAUGUGACUAUUUAAAUAUCAAUUAAGUAAAAUGAAAUAAACAUUUCAAAAGCAGAAUCUCUGUCACACUUGAGAUAUUUCAUGUGCUCAAGAGCCAGUGUGCGUCGUGGCUACCGUAUCGGACAGCACUGAUCUACAGCCUUUCCGUUGUGCCAGAAAGUGGACUGGACGGAGCUGCCCUAGAUUAACUCUGGGCUGAUCCACCCGGCUGUUGGCAGGUUCCUCCUAUGGGCUGAUUCUCUACUCUGUUUGCCCACGAAGACUUGUCCGGUAGUGAGCCACAUACGUUUGGUUUAAGCUUAGCGCAGGGAGUUCCCUCUGGCAAUCGGUCUCUUCCCGUCCACUCCCACCUCCAUCAUCCUAGCCCUUCGCACCUCCUUCCCGCGUAGUUUACCUCCCCCUCCUCUUUCCUCCCCGGCUCCCAAAGAAUCCACGUGUCUUCCUGAAAUCCUUCUUCGGUCCUGCCCUUUAAGAACACCGUUAGUGCCUACUAUUGGGUCUACACAGACCUCCGCUGAGCAGUCAGAGUCUUCCCUGACUCCACAAAGCCCCUUUCCUCGGCUGACCAGUUUGCGCGCUGGUCCCUGACUGUCCCUUGCCGAUCCCUGCCUCCCUGCCCACCCUUAGGUUGUCCCAUCCUCCCUUCACCACCCACCCACCCAACCAUCCAUCCAUCUAUCCAUCCAUCCAUCCAUCCAUCCAUCCAUCCAUCCAUCCAUCCAUCCAUGAUCACUCUCCCCCGCCUGCUCCCAUGCCCCCACUUCCAAGAGGCUGAGGGGCUUGAACUCUCUAGAUUGCAUCAUGGGAUGAAAUGAACAUCACUGAGGAAUCUUGUGGGCACCUUACUUCAAAGGUAUUUUUUUCUGAUUGUAAAAUUAACGUGUUAAUUUUAGAAAAAUUGGAAAAUACAAAUGUAGUAAAAGGUAAGAAAAUGCGUCAGUGUUUUAUACCGAGAGAGUCACUUCAUAUCUUGUCUUUUGGGGGAUGUACAUUUUUUACACUGUUACGAUCAUACCGUGUGCUGUAUCGUGCAAUUUUAUAUUCCUAUUUUUUCACUGUUACAUGUGGUUAUUACAGGUUUUUGCAAAGAUACUUUAUACUGGUGGUAGUAUAUAUUUUAUUGUGUAAUUUCAUCAUAAUUUACUUAAGCUUCUUUCAGUUAUUGGGAAUUUAGUCAGUUUCCAAAUUUUCAGUACUGUAAAUAAUGUUGUGAUGAGCAGCUUUGUGAAUAAAAUAAUUUUGUGUACUUCACAUUACUCCCAUAGGAUGGGCUGUCAGUGCCAAAUUGCCAAAAGCAUCUCGAUUUCAGUCCUUGCCCCACUCUCCUGCUUCCUUAAGGUAGUAAAACUGAAAAUAAAGCAAACAAGCAUACACAGUAUACAAACCUUAAAAACAAACAAAAACCCUAACCCUCAUAAUAAUAGGUGAAAGUGGCAUCCUGUAUGAGCUUUGAAUUCUUUGCUUAUUAAUGACCUUGAUCACUGUUCUCUGUAUGAUUGUUGGGCAUUUGUAUUUCUAGUUGUGUGAAUUUGCCUUUAAAUUUUAGGUUUCGCUUUUAUAAGUAAUCCAACAAAUUGCUCUUUUCCUACGUGAUUUUUUUCCUCUUUUCCUAUUAAACAUGGAGACCCUUGCCAAUCGAGAUUUAAUAAAUAUUCAUAUUCCUUA